AUGUUAGAGCAUGGCAUGUCUGCUGAACUACCUCACGUCUGCAAGGGUAUGUCGUAUGACGCCCUCGGCCUGGCGUGCUACUACGGACGCGACGAGGCCAUGCAGUGCAUUCUCACACACUCCAAAGGCGUAGGUCCUGCCACGGCCAAAACCCUGAGCCCCGGACAGGCUGGCGGCAUCGAAGCACUAGGCACGGCCAUCGAAUGUGGCUUCGCCGAGGCAAUUGACUUGCUCCUCCCUUACAUAGCGAAACGACCCGACAUAACGGCUCACAGCCUUCUCUUGACUGGCGCCGUACACCAUCAACCAGCAUUGGUGCAGCAGCUCUUCGGUCACUUUGAACGCGCCGGUCGUGGAGCUGAAGUGCUUGAAUUCCAGGACCAGUGGGGAGCGACCAUUUUAGAUCUGUCACUCGAAUAUGGACACCUUGACCUCGCGCGCUUCCUCUUGGGAAAAGGUGCCAAGUAUGAUGUGUAUCGUCUCAGGGGAGAUCACAGUAUCGACGCAGGCCCGCAGUCCACCCUGGUGUCGGCACUGCCACGAACAGAGCCCAUCAAGCUCCUGAUGGAGCUAACGCCAAAGCCCAGCCUCGUUGUGACGAGCACGGGGCUCAAUGUUUUCCACGUCCUGGCCGCUGACGAUAAGCUUAUUGGCACGAGCGGUGGCCACGCCGAGUUCCUGGAAGUACUUGAAUACUUCCACGGCCUCGACCCGACCCUCAUCCACGCCCGCGGCGGUGUCGAGGGCUUUACACCUUUCCAUCUUGUCAGCCUGCACUACGCGGAGAGACUUGGCUCGUUCCUGCGCGCACACGGUGCGGAUAUCAAUGCCGUUUCUGCGAAGGGCCACACACCACUCGAUCUGCUGCAUUUCCACGAUGAUGGCGAUCGAGGCGUCGACGAGCACCUUACGGUCGACUACCGGUCCGGGAAGGCGCAAACGGGCGUCGCUAUCUGUGACUUUGCCAUGGCCGGCCCCGUGUACUGGAAACUCGAGGCGAAGCUGUCGACGAAGCUAAAGGAGCUGUACGGGACAUGGGGCGCAAAGAGGGCCUCAGAGAUUAGGACGCGCCAGUCUGGCCUACCAAAGGAUCCUCCUACGAUUACUCGUCGAGGUAGGAGUAGCGAUGAUGAUGAGGUUUCGGAGUUGAUCACCCGGCUCCUUCUGCGUGCUGACCCCCUCGGUUUACGGCGUGCUGAUCCCAUGGCGGAAUUUUGGAGCGGAGGGAUCACCGAGUACUAUGAAGGCCCAGAUGGGAAAGAGCAUGUCAGGCAUUUCACAGGAUAG
Messenger RNA from Exophiala bonariae, 1287 nucleotides. RefSeq lists its product as uncharacterized. Lineage: Eukaryota; Fungi; Ascomycota; Eurotiomycetes; Chaetothyriales; Herpotrichiellaceae. The transcript has 2 exons. The record is from RefSeq and is a predicted model, not a curated record. Gene Ontology annotation, cellular component: nucleus; cytoplasm. Gene Ontology annotation, molecular function: protein binding. The coding region runs from base 1 to 1287 and encodes 428 amino acids.